Messenger RNA from Saprolegnia diclina VS20, 2408 nucleotides. RefSeq lists its product as hypothetical. Gene Ontology annotation, cellular component: membrane. The transcript is spliced from 2 exons. The record is from RefSeq and is a predicted model, not a curated record. Gene Ontology annotation, molecular function: amino acid transmembrane transporter activity. Gene Ontology annotation, biological process: transmembrane transport; amino acid transport. NCBI's taxonomy places the organism in Eukaryota, Oomycota, Saprolegniomycetes, Saprolegniales, Saprolegniaceae. The coding region runs from base 28 to 2118 and encodes 696 amino acids.
CAUUUUCAUAUUGGUCCAGCCAGUCGCAUGUCGGGGUACCAGGCCGCGCCGACGCCAGGACACAAGCUCACACUCUUUACGGGUCUCGACCAGUUGCAACACCAGCAGAGUCCGCCAGAAGCCUUAUCCUUUGGCACGACCGCGUCCUCCAUGUACAACCGCAAGGCAGACACGAUUCGACCCCCGCUCGACGACCUCGUCGACAUUCGCGCCAAGCUCAACGCACGCGCCAAGCACCUCUUGAGCGAGUGGCCGUCGACAGCGCUCUGUGGCAACGACAUCAUGUCCAGUGUCCUCUACUCGGCCGGUCUCGUUGCGUUGAAGGCCGGGAACCUCGCGCCAGUUUGCAUGGUCAUGGUGUCCUUUGUGCUCUACAUGUACCGCUUCAUCUACGAAGAGGUCGUGACGGCCAUCCCGAUCAACGGUGGUUCGUACAACUGCCUUUUGAACACGACGUCCAAGCGGUUUGCGUCGGUGGCGGCCGUGCUGAGCAUCCUUUCGUACACGGCGACGGCCGUCGUUUCAGGGACAUCCGCUUGCUACUACCUUCAGUUUGUCGUGCCCGAGCUGCCGGUCGUUAGCACCACCGUGGGCCUUCUCGGCGCGUUUGCCCUACUUUUCUUCCUCGGUCUCUCCGAGUCGGCGGUCGUUGCGCUCGUCAUCUUUGUCUUCCACAUCAUUACGCUUUCAAUCCUUGCAGUCGCGAGCUUGGUCUACACGAUCCAACACCCAACGAUUCUGACGGAGAAUUGGAACGCGCCGUACCCGCAGGUCGACUUUGUCGGCUCGGUCGUUGACGGCACCGUCGGGACGGCACUCUUUUUUGGCUUUGCGGCGUCGAUGCUCGGUGUGACUGGCUACGAGACGUCGGCCAACUUUGUCGAGCACCAGCAACCCGGCAUCUUUCGCAAGACGAUGCGCAACAUGUGGGUGUUCUCGUCGAUCUUCAACAUUGUGCUCUCGAUCCUCUCGAUGGGCGUGCUGCCGCUCUACGGCCCGAACGGCCUUAUCCACAACGCCAACACGGCACUCGCCAACAUGGGUUUGGUCGCGGGCGGCGAAUGGCUCAAGUGGCUCGUGUGCGUCGAUGCAUUUUGCGUGCUUUCCGGUGCGGUGUUGACCGCGUACGUCGGUGGGAACGGCCUCCUCCGCCGCCUCAGCACCGACCGCGUGCUUCCUCGGUUUCUCUCGCGCAAGAAUGCGUGGCGCGGCACGACGCACUGGAUCAUUCUGAGCUUCUUCUUUCUCACAUCGUCGCUCGUGUGGCUACUUGACGGCGACAACGUCAUCCUCGGUGGCGUCUACACCUACUCGUUCCUGUCCAUGAUGUUUCUCUUUGCGGUCGGCUGCAUGGUGCUCAAGGUCAAGCGCCAGCACAUUCCGCGGGAUGUCCGCGCGCCGUGGUGGGUCUGCCUCGGCGGUGCGCUGUGCAUUUUUGUCGGCUACCUCGGCAUUGUGCUCGGGGACCCGUCCGUGCUCGCCUACUUUUUCUACUACGUCCUCGGUAUCGCGCUCGUUGUGUUUACGAUGCUCGGGCGCGUCGCGAUUCUGCGCUGUUGUGUGUUUUUGGUCAAUGUUGUCACCGAUACCGGCGCCAAACCGACCGACACCGACGACGUCGCGAUGCUCACCGUGUACCACAACCGGCAGCACCACGUCCUUGGGGACCACGGCGACGACGACGAUGACAAUGAAGAUUUCGAGCGCGAGACGCACGCGUGCGCGACCGCGCUCAUUCGCACGAUCAAGCGGGUGAAGGCCCAAGAGUACUUUUUCUUCAUCAAGACGCCGGACCUCAAGCUCAUGAACAAGGUGACGCUGUAUGUGCGUGAGAACGAGCUCACGAGCCGGCUUCGGUUCGUGUUUGUGUAUCCCGAGCCGACCGAGGACGCGCUCCGGACGAUUGCGACGCUGAAGGAGCGCGUUGAAGUGAUUGACAACUUGUACACAAAGAUCAAGAUGGACGUGCUCACGGUCCGCGGUUGGUUUGAACCGGCGGUCAUUGUCUGGCUCAGCAAAGAAUUCAACUUGCCGCCCAACAUGAUGUUUAUCAAGCAGCCUACGAAUAGCAUCUCGCACAAGGUCGUGCGGCGUGGCGUGCGCGUCAUCACGGGCUAGUCGUUUAAUAGUUGGUCAAGUAGUACGUGUAUUCUAUUUUGUUCAACCUUGUCGACCUUUGCAUAGUCAAUGUGGUAUAAUGACAUACCUCGCAUCGACUACGUUUGCGGUGUCAAACCCAACGCACCGGAGAGUUGCAGCCAAAAGGGGGGUUUGUUGGUUGGUUGCCGCCUGUAUGACUCCUCACUUCGCCAACAUUUGCCACUCGGCGUAUGGGUUUUGCACGAGCCAUCUCAAGGGAUUAACUCUUGGCGAUGACGUUUCCCCGACACACUCGACCAGUGAGAGCC